Messenger RNA from Lucilia cuprina (Australian sheep blowfly), 3441 nucleotides. RefSeq names its product interferon-related developmental regulator 2 (gene Ifrd1). The record is from RefSeq and is a predicted model, not a curated record. NCBI's taxonomy places the organism in Eukaryota, Metazoa, Arthropoda, Insecta, Diptera, Calliphoridae. Bases 1409 to 2686 code for a protein of 425 amino acids. The transcript is spliced from 5 exons.
UAUUGCUCAUUCGCGGAAAAAUAGUGAUUGUGGAAACAUCGUUUAUGAUUUUUUCGUGUAUGUGUGAAUUUAAUUUCACAACUCAUCGCAAAAAUUCUCAACUUUUUAUAAACCAGAAGUAGUGAAUAAUAAUAUAAAGAGCGAGACAACUAAUUAACAAAUAACGAAUUGUUAAAUAAAAGUGUUUUAAUUAAGUAAUAAUCAUUAUAAAGCUUUUCGUUAACCUUGUGAAAUAGGUUUGUUUUUUGGACAAAGAACGUGAAUUGAACAUUUUUUGAUUUACAUUUUUUCUUUGAGUUUUUGGUGCAAUCGAUUUUUUGCCAACGAACAACCAAACCAAUGAGUAAUCAUUAUUAAUUUUUCGAGCACUUUUGAUUUCUAUCUCUGUGUGUAGAGUACGAAUUUAUUAAAGAAAGUUGGAAAAUAAAAAUCCCAACAAACAAUAAAAGAGUACGAACACAAUUAGAUUAAAUUGUGAAACAAGAAGAAAGAAAACAUUUUUAACAAAUACUAACUUGCAAUUAAUCAUGAAAUUUGUUCCAACAACAAAAUUCAACGUUAAUAAUAAAAAUCUUGUUCAAAGUGAAAUAACUGAGGUGUGUGUGCAAGAAUUCAAUAUAAAUAUUUAUACAACGGCCACUAAACAAUCCAAUAACAAAUUGUGCUUGUCUAGAAAAACAACUCAAGUGAAUUUUAAACGAAAUCAAAGACAAAAUCAAGUGCAAAAUUUAAGUAAAAAGAAUACAAUUUUUAAAAAUUGGAAAAAUCAAAACUUUUGCAUAGCCACUUCUUGAUUAAGUGCAACUAAAAAAUAAGAAAACUAUUUUUAAUAAAAUAAUAAUAAUAUUGUGCUAAACCAAAGUGAAUAUUUGUUUAGUUAAUUGGAUAUCCUCAAAUAAUUAAAAAAAAAACAAAAAACUUUUUAAAAUAUAAAUUAAUUGUUACAAAAGAAAAAAGAAAACUAGUAGUUAAAAAAUUUACCUCGUGUUUUACUGUCACAUUUUUUCAUAUUCUUUUUGAGUUUAAAUUCUUAAAUUGCGCGCGCGCUUCUACCCUUUUUUGCUUCACUAACUGCCCGGCGUGUCCAAAGGAAAUUUUUUUCCUUGUUUGUUAAUUUUGUCUGAGUGUGUAUUUUCUGUGCACUUGCUCAAGGCUAAUACUAACCAACAACACCACCACCUUCGACAACAACAAUAUUGUUGUCAUCAUCAACACCAUCAACACUAGUAAAAGAAAAAAAUCACAACAAAUUUUUCUCAAUAAAUACAGGGUGUCUUCGAAAACAUCUGGUGAUUUAAGGAAUCUAAGAAAGGAAGAAAACAUCAAGAUUUCUAGCUCAACAGCUUCUCUAUUUUCUGUUAAAAUUUCUAAAUCUUUGGAAAAGUCUAAAUACAACAAAAAAUCCAACAUGCCGCGUCGCAAUAAGAAAGGUGCAAAAGGACGCCUUGGUGAUUCCAACUCAGAAGAUGAGUCAUAUAAUGAUAAUGCAUCUGUAUAUUCAUAUGUUUCGGAUAAUGCUCCCUCAUCUGUUAAUGAUACCGAUGAAUUAUCUUUAAAUGAACGUUAUGAAGAAAAAUUUAUGCAAGCUUUGGAAAAUGCUACAGAAAAAUCAGCACAAACUAGAGUUUCGGCAUUGGAAAGUAUGUGCGAAACUUUAAUGCAUCGUUAUAUGCCCGAUUGUGUUGAUGAUCGCAAGGAGACACUGAUCGACUGUAUAGAAAAGAGUAUACGUCGUGGUAAAGGCUCCGAACAGGUUUGGGGUGCUAGACUAGCUCCUUUACUCGUCUUACAAUUGGGAGGUGAUGAGGGAAUUUCAAAGGCUUUAAAUCAAUUUUUGCUAACCACUGUCCAAGAUAAAUCGGUGUCGUUUGAUGCCCGUGCAAAAUGUUGUACUGCAUUGGGUUUAUUGAAUUUCUUUGGCAAUUUCGACAUUGGUGACCUAUUGACUUUGAUGCAAUUUUUUGAGGGCAUUUUUAGUGGAAGUUAUUUGAAGGGUGAUGAUAAGACACCCAUCUCCGUAAAUGCAGAUGCUGGUACAUUGCAUGCUGAGGCUUUGUCAUCAUGGGGCUUAUUAUUGACUAUGAUACCACCCGGAGAUUUUGUCUCCUGGAUGACUAGUGGUCAAUCAAUGCUGCCAUCAUUUAAAAAGCUUAUGGGUCUUUUACAAUCUCCUCAUUUGGAUGUACGUAUGGCUGCUGGUGAAACUUUAGCUUUAAUUUUAGAGUGCGGUCGUGCCCACGAUGAGGAUUUCCUAGAGGAGUACUUAAAUGAUUUAAUUGAUGCUGUCAAACAAUUGGCUACUGAUUCGCACAAAUACCGCGCCAAGCGCGACCGUAAAGCCCAAAGAGCAACAUUCAGGGAUGUAUUGCGUUAUUUAGAGGAGGACAUUUCACCAGAAAUUACUAUACGUUUUGGUACUGAAAGCUUAGUUUUAGAUUCAUGGGCCAUACAUCAUCAAUAUUCGGCCUUGUGUGUUGUAAUGGGUCCUGGUAUGACCUCACAGUUACAAGAAAAUGAUUUUAUUCGGGAAAUAUUCGGUUUAGGAGCCAAACCUAAUCUAAACAAUGGAGCAUCCAGAGUCAAAACCUCUAAGUUAGAAAGACACUUAAUGAACGCUGCCGCCUUUAAGGCUCGCACUAUUUCAAGAGCUAAAAAUCGUGAUAAACGUUCUGCAGUUUUUAACUAAAAUGAAUCAACAAUUGAAAUACCUAGUUUGUAGUUUUAAAUUUUCUCAAUAAAUUUAACUUGUUAAAUUUUAGUUCUAUCCAUGUUUUUACGCUCCUUCCUUUUUUAACUCUGAAUAUAUAUUUUAUUUAAAUAUUUCCUUUUUUAUCCGAUUCAUUUGAUUUGUUCAGUUAUUAUUAAAUUGUUAGUUUAAUUUUAAAAUCUUUAAAAUAUUUUAGAGAAAAUAUUAAACACAUUGUAUUAAAAUAGAAUAAAAAACAAAUAAAUACUUUAGAUAUAUUUAAAUAAAUAUUUUAACAAGUAAUGAACUAUUAAAAACACAUAAAAUAUAUAUCAAUGUAUAAUACAUUUAAUUAGUCAAUGGAUUACAGAUAGUAGUGUAUCAUAAUAUUAAUGGAUAUGCAAUUAUUUUGCUUACCAUCUUUAGAUUUAAAUGAUUAGAUAAUAAGUUUUGUAAUCAUUAGACUUUGCAAAAUAUUAUGAAGUUCUUUUGCUCUUAUAGUUUUUGGAACUUUAAUAUAAAAUCUCUCAAACUCAUAUACAUACCAGCAUAUGUAUAUAUUUUCGGUUAACAUCCCUGAAAGAAAUUUAAACCCUCUACGCUGACAAAGCAUUAAAUUAGUAAUUUAUGUAUGUAGUGUAAAAAUAUUUUUAUCAAACAUAUACAUAUAAACUCAAAUGUAUCCAAACUGUAUGAAACAUUAAUUUUUAAUUAAAUACAAAUAAAAAUUAGUCUCAAUUACAGAUACAAGCCGA